GCAAACCAGCAGGGUGGCUGCGCCGCACAGCUUCUGAGUUGUCAGAAAACCAGGUUUGUGAGCAGAUUCUGGAACAGGACGGAUGACAGCAGUCAUCUAAAGAGGCAGGUCUUCACAGGAGAUGAGCAGACUGAAGAACAGAGAGGAUGGCAUUUAAUGAUUGCUUCAGUUUGACCUACCCAGGCAACCCCCAUCCAGGGGACUUGAUUGAAGUGUUCCGUCCUGGCUAUCAGCACUGGGCUCUGUACUUGGGUGAUGGCUAUGUUAUCAACAUGGCACCUAUAGAUGGCAUGCCUUCCUCAUUUACCAGUACCAAGUCUGUGUUCCACAACAAGGCCCUGGUGAAGAUGCAGCUGUUGAAAGAUGUUGUAGGAAAUGACACAUACAGAGUAAACAAUAAAUAUGAUGACAUCUAUUCCCCUCUCCCUGUGGAUGAAGUCAUGCGAAGGUCAGAGUUUGUUAUUGGACAAGAGGUGGCCUAUAACUUCCUGUCCAACAACUGUGAGCAUUUGGUGACUUUGCUUCGGUAUGGAGAAGGAGUUUCAGAGCAAGCCAACCGAGCAAAAAGUAUCCUUGGACUGGUGACAGCUGCUGUUGGUGCCUUCUCAUUCCUGGGCUUGCUUCCAGUGAGACAAAGAACAAAAUUCCAUUAACAAUUUACUGAAGAGAUAUUGGAACUGAAAGACUAUAUGAGAAAGAGAAAAAAGAUUUCCUGGGAUGAGUACUUAUUUUCAGUUCCUCAGUAUUGUUCCAAAUUUUGAUAAUGGAUAGCCAGCUCCUUAAUAAAUUACUUACUGACAUUA
Messenger RNA from Perognathus longimembris pacificus (Pacific pocket mouse), 803 nucleotides. RefSeq names its product phospholipase A and acyltransferase 1 (gene Plaat1). Gene Ontology annotation, cellular component: cytoplasm. Bases 147 to 653 code for a protein of 168 amino acids. Gene Ontology annotation, molecular function: glycerophospholipid phospholipase A1 activity; A2-type glycerophospholipase activity. The record is from RefSeq and is a predicted model, not a curated record. Gene Ontology annotation, biological process: N-acylphosphatidylethanolamine metabolic process. Lineage: Eukaryota; Metazoa; Chordata; Mammalia; Rodentia; Heteromyidae. The transcript has 5 exons.